Messenger RNA from Prorocentrum cordatum, 372 nucleotides. The record is from the annotation of a GenBank genome assembly. Lineage: Eukaryota; Dinophyceae; Prorocentrales; Prorocentraceae.
AUGUACAAGAAUACCACAAAUUUUAAGAAUGGAGAAACUUUGGCUGCUCUCAGGGGUUACUUUGACGGUGGGAGAAGCGUCUCAGGAAGUGCCGUGGGCUACUGGCUGCAAGGCCUAAUUGUUGAUCCUACCACGCAGGCCUCGGAAUGGCGGACCCUACAAGAGACGGGCCUGCUGCUGGAGCAAGAUGCGACGGCAAUGGAGUCCGUCCGAGUUUAUAGCGGCAUUGCGGUUGUUCCAGACCGCCCGAGAGUUCACUGCGAAAAUGUUCGAGGCAGGAGACGGGAUUUUAACUUCGAGUUCAUGACUAUUGAGGUUCAUGGCUUUUAUGGAGGCGCGCCAUCUGCCGUUAUAUAUUCACAGCUACGCUGA